AUGAUGCAGCCCACAACAGCGCCCACGCACCCGCCGAAGGACGACCCCAUCUCGCCCGAGGAGCUGGCCAAGCACGACGGCACGGAUGAGAAUGUGGCCGUCUGGGUUUGCAUCAAGGGACACGUCUUUGAUGUCUCCGAGAAGCGCGAGAUGUACGCACCGGGCAAGGGCUACUCCAUCUUCGCCGGCAAGGACGCCUCGCGCGGCCUCGGCAUGAGCUCGCUCAAGCCCGAGGACGCCGUGAGCGACUACUCGACGCUGGAUGACAAGCAGAUGAAGGUGCUCGACGACUGGCUCGCUUACUACGCCAAGCGCUACAACCAGGUCGGCAAGCUCACCAGCUCGUGAUAUCCUCGCCUGCCCUGUCGCUCCAGCUCGCACCACAUGCCACGCCUCGAUAUUUGGGUGAUGUCUAAGCAACGAGGCAUUUUCAUUCUCGGCCACGAACAGGGACGCUGGCGCGAGGCGAUGUCGGAACGGGACAGUGAGCCAGGAAGUGGGAUACACGGGUAGAGGGGAAGAGAGAGGGGAACUAAGAGAGGGUCGUACGUGCGUGUGGAGUGAAAUGCGUGGGUUAG
Tilletiopsis washingtonensis is the source of this 578-nucleotide messenger RNA. Its product is annotated as cytochrome b5. Bases 1 to 348 code for a protein of 115 amino acids. Gene Ontology annotation, cellular component: endomembrane system; membrane. The transcript is spliced from 7 exons. Lineage: Eukaryota; Fungi; Basidiomycota; Exobasidiomycetes; Entylomatales. The record is from RefSeq and is a predicted model, not a curated record.